Molecule: messenger RNA, 5398 nt
Organism: Alosa alosa (allis shad)
Lineage: Eukaryota; Metazoa; Chordata; Actinopteri; Clupeiformes; Clupeidae
Gene: clcn3
Product: chloride channel 3
Exons: 13
Coding region: 750-3203 (817 amino acids)
Biological process (GO): transmembrane transport; chloride transport
Cellular component (GO): synaptic vesicle; Golgi apparatus; early endosome
Molecular function (GO): voltage-gated chloride channel activity
Source: RefSeq, a predicted model, not a curated record
CUUCUCUCCCUCGCUCUCUCUCGCUCUGUGUCAGUACAGUAAGCAACAGUUAAACGUGGCAGGAGAGCUAGCAAGGCUGGAUCCAGUUCUUGUUGUUGUUGAGUGUUUCCAGGGUUUGUGGAAGAAGACCAUAAAAUGCUUGGGGUCAGCUGGCGUCUGAUGUUUGAACACUGAGGAUGGUCAGAGGAAGUGAGGUUGUAUAUAGACUGGGCUGGGCUUGGAGUGAGAGUAGGAUAUGAGGAGAGGUGUGUUCAAGGUGAGCUAAGGUGUAUUUGGUGACUUGGUCAAGCCACUGUGACGCAAGUGAGGAGUAAAUACAGAAGAUUCCAGAAAACCGGUUUGGUGCCACAAAGAGCAGGGCAGGCACUCAAGGAAGUGACUUGAACAAAGACACAAAUGCUCUCACACCUUGCUUUUCCUGUGGAUACGUCUGACCGCUGGAAUUACCGGAGGAGCUAUUUUUACGAACCCUUAUGAGUGUAUGUGAACUUGAGCGAGCUGUGACUGGGGCCUAUUAGCAGCACCUUGAAGAGGUGUAUGGUUUCAGACCUUGGGGUAGGUUUGAGGAACGACGUGAAAGCGCUGUGGAACAGGAGAUGGCGUUGGGACUGAGGAGGACUUUGAUUCAGUGAGGGCUGAUCAGAGCUGGUGAGAGAGACUGGCCCCCACGAGGAAGGAGGAGUCGAUGGGUGAUGUCAUCAACAGGUCCGGAACUGUCUUACAAGUGACCGAAAGGUUCUAACUACGCCAUGUCUAACGGCGGCGGGGUGGUGAGCAGCUCCACCCACCUGCUGGACCUGCUGGAGGAGCCCAUCCCAGGCGUGGGCACCUACGACGAUUUCCACACUAUCGACUGGGUGCGCGAGAAAUGCAAGGACCGCGAGCGGCACCGCAAGAUAAACAGUAAAAAGAAGGAGUCAGCAUGGGAGUUCACCAAGAGCCUCUAUGACGCCUGGUCAGGAUGGCUGGUGGUCACCCUCACUGGCCUGGCAUCAGGGGCGCUGGCCGGCGUGAUCGACAUCGCGGCCGACUGGAUGAACGACAUCAAGGAGGGCGUGUGCUUGACGGCCAUGUGGUUCAACCACGAGCAGUGCUGCUGGGGCUCCAACGAGACCACCUUCGCCGAGCGCGACAAGUGCCCGCAAUGGAAGACGUGGGCCGAGCUCAUCCUGGGACAAGCAGAGGGUCCGGGCUCCUACAUCAUGAACUACUUCAUGUACACGUACUGGGCCCUGUCCUUCGCCUUCACGGCUGUCUGCCUGGUGAAGGUGUUCGCCCCCUACGCCUGCGGCUCAGGGAUCCCUGAGAUUAAGACGAUCCUGAGCGGCUUCAUCAUCCGCGGCUACCUGGGCAAGUGGACGCUGAUGAUCAAGACCAUCACACUGGUGCUGGCGGUGGCGUCGGGCCUCAGCCUGGGCAAGGAGGGCCCGCUGGUGCACGUAGCCUGCUGCUGUGGCAACAUCUUCAGCUACCUCUUCCCCAAGUACAGCAAGAAUGAGGCCAAGAAGAGAGAGGUGUUGUCUGCAGCAUCAGCAGCUGGUGUGUCGGUGGCUUUUGGUGCACCAAUAGGAGGAGUACUCUUCAGUCUGGAAGAGGUGAGCUACUACUUCCCUCUGAAGACGCUGUGGCGCUCCUUCUUCGCGGCGCUGGUGGCGGCCUUCGUGCUGCGCUCCAUCAACCCAUUCGGCAACAGCCGGCUGGUGCUCUUCUACGUGGAGUACCACACGCCCUGGUACCUGUUCGAGCUCUUCCCCUUCAUCCUGCUCGGCGUGUUCGGCGGUCUCUGGGGAGCCUUCUUCAUCCGCGCCAACAUCGCCUGGUGCCGCCGGCGCAAGUCCACGCGCUUCGGCAAGUACCCGGUGCUGGAGGUGAUGACGGUGGCGGCAGUGACGGCCGUGGUGGCCUUCCCCAACCCGUACACGCGGCAGAACACCAGCGAGCUCAUCAAGGAGCUGUUCACCGACUGCGGCCCGCUCGAGUCCUCGCAGCUGUGCCAGUACCGGAGCCGCAUGAACGGCACCAGCGCCUACACGGACGCCGCCGGCAACACCGCCACCACGCCCGGCGUCUACUCCGCCAUGUGGCAGCUGGGGCUGGCGCUGGUCUUCAAGGUCGUCAUGACCAUAUUCACCUUCGGGCUGAAGGUGCCGUCAGGUCUGUUCAUCCCCAGCAUGGCGAUCGGGGCGAUCGCGGGGCGCAUCGUGGGCAUCGUGAUGGAACAGCUGGCGUACUACCACCACGACUGGUUCCUGUUUAAGGAGUGGUGUGAGGUGGGUGCCGACUGCAUCACGCCUGGCCUCUACGCCAUGGUGGGGGCCGCCGCCUGCCUCGGUGGCGUGACGCGCAUGACCGUGUCGCUGGUGGUCAUCGUGUUCGAGCUGACGGGCGGCCUGGAGUACAUCGUGCCCCUCAUGGCCGCCGUCAUGACCAGCAAGUGGGUGGGCGACGCGUUUGGGCGCGAGGGCAUCUACGAGGCGCACAUCCGCCUCAACGGCUACCCGUUCCUGGACGCCAAGGAGGAGUUCACGCACACCACGCUGGCACGAGACGUGAUGCGGCCGCGUCGCUCGGACCCGCCGCUGGCCGUGCUCACGCAGGACGACCUGACGCUGGCCGAGCUGCAGGCCAUCAUCACCCAGACCAGCUACAACGGCUUCCCCGUCAUUGUCUCCAAGGAGUCGCAGCGGCUGGUGGGCUUCGCCCUCCGCAGGGACAUCACCAUCGCCAUCGAAAACGCCCGGCGCAAGCAGGAGGGCAUCCUGCUGAACUCGCGGGUCUAUUUUACCCAGCAUGCCCCGACGCUGCCCGCCGACAGCCCUCGGCCCCUCAAGCUGCGCUCCAUCCUGGACAUGAGCCCCUUCACGGUUACCGACCACACACCCAUGGAGAUCGUGGUGGACAUCUUCCGCAAGCUGGGUCUGCGCCAGUGUCUGGUGACCCACAACGGGAUUGUGUUGGGAGUCAUCACUAAGAAGAAUAUUUUAGAGCACCUGGAAGAGCUCAAGCAUCGAGUGGAGCCCUUGGCGUCUCCUCGGCAUCGUCACAAAAAAAGAUAUCCUCCGCCACAUGGCCCAGAUGGCCGACCAAGAUCCCGAUACCAUAAUGUUCAACUAGUCCCGUCCUUCAUCAGCUGCACCAAGCCGGAGGAGGAAGAGGAAGAGACUGAAGAGGAAGUCCGCCUACUGGACAGCACGUCCCUCUGACCACACGUCCCCCCUGCUACCAAACACCACCACUGUCCACACACAGAUAUCACACUGUUCUUUACACACACACACACACACACACACACACACACACACACACACACACACACACACACACACACACACACACACACACACACACACACACACACACACACACACACACGUUGACUUGAUGGGGCUGGUGUCUUAUCGGUGCCCUCUGCUGGUGGGGACUGGAAAUGCACAAUCCAGCACACAGACUUGUCAGGGUGGAAGAGAUGGUGAACUGUGAAUUGUGUUUCACAGAAGAAUCAGUGUCUAAAUCAAACCACACACACACACACACACACACAUUUUUGGCACUACUAUACCUGUCUACACCCACAAACCACUGACACACACACACUCACUUUCUCUCACACAUACACACACAGACAGACAGACACUCACCAACAAACACACAGGUCAUGCACCCUUGCUCCUCCCGUCCCACCACCCAUGUUGAUUGACCUUUUGAUUUGUGACCUUUGACCUGUCUCGUUAAAGGUGCCUGGGAUAGACAAAAAGGUUGAGAUGAAACGCCCAGAGGAGAGGAGCUACUGCAACCCUUGUCCAACUUUUACGAUCCAACUAUGUUUACCUGUAAAGUCUGCGUGUGCCUGCGUGUGUGUGUCUAAAAAUGCACCCAACAUUCCAGACAAGCUGGUAUGUGAACCGUUUGGCUUUCUUGCACCUUUACAGAAGUAAUCAAAAGCUCAACAGCUUUAAAGUGUGUGUGCGUUUGUGUGUGUGUGUGUGAGAGAGAGAGUUGUGUUUGCAUGAAUGUGUGAGUUUGGGUACAAUGGAGAAUGACUGCGAAUGUGCAUGCAUGUGGGUAGCCUCUUGUACGUUUUGUGUGCAAGACUGAAAGGUGUCAACAUUUCUCACUAUGUGUUUUGGUUCGCAGCGGUGUGGUGUGGCGAUUGAGUAAUUAAUGUAAAAUAUGAACAAACAUACAAAUCAAAUGUUCAACUAUGAGGAGCUGCUGGACGUUGCUGCUCGAGUGAGUGUGAGUGUGUGUGUGUGUGUGUGUGAGUGUGUGUGAGUGUGUGUGUGUGUGUGUGUGUGUGUGUGUGUGUGUGUGUGUGUGUGUGUGUGUGUGUGUGCACGCACGCGCGCCUGUGCUGAGCCUCUGAACGCUUGUCAGGAGGGUGGUAACUGCCAGGACGUGUGGGACCCCCCAGUCCCAUCCUUCUUGGUCGUCCUUUUGGAUUGACUAACAAAAAGUACCUGGAAUUCUGUGUUCUUUGUUACUGGGUGAAAAUAAAUCUUUUUUUUUUUUUUUUUUUUUUUUCUGUUCAGACUACUAUUGUUGCUACUACUUUUAGACGUAUUGUAUAUUACCAAGUAACUCCACUUUUCGGCUUAGAAGAUAAAUGUUCUACAUAAGCAAACGUGACAUUUUAAAAGGAUGGUACAGCGUGGAUUAUCAUGCCGAGUUAAGCUACAGACCUUUCUUUUCAUCUCGCUCUUGAUGGUUUUGUUUUUCUGUCAGUAAAAUCAGUACAAGAAAGUGUCUUACCUCAGUUGCUUUCUCUUAAUUUUCAUUUAACUGGACUCCAGCAGCCCCACUAACAUCAUUCUUCAAGUUGCUAUUGCCUAAGGCAAGCUACAAGUAACAUGGCUCACAAGAGAAGUGCAAUUAAAUUUGCUUGCUUAAAAAGUUUUCAUCUUGUUGGCAAAAUUUCGCAUAUAACUCGCGUAAAUGAGCGUUGACUUGAAGAUAAAAGGCCUAUAAAAGCUGCGAGGGACUGCACUAAAAAAAAAAAAAACCUCGAAGUUUACCCAUGUCCAUUUUUUGUUUUCUUAACUCUGCUACCCUGAGAGAAAUAGUCCAAGUGUGCGAGCCAACAUCAGGCUUGCGAAGAAUGUGAUCUGUCCUUGUGGUUGUCCAGAGUGUCAUGCGUCGGGCCUUUGCUCGCCACAGAGCAGGAGGAGCAGUUCAGGCAUCUUUGUCCUCUACAGUGACUGUACUGCUGUCCAAACCAUCUUAUUUCUUUAAAUCGAUCUCAGUGUUUUUUUUUUGUUUGUUUUUUUUUUUUUAUUUAUAUUAGUGCUAGAGUUGUACAGUACUGUAUGAAGAAUUUUACGUAUGAUUACGUACGAUUGAAAGGUGGAUUGUACAUUUAAAGCAAAAUAUGUAAAGAUUAAAUUGUUUUAAAUUAAGUGUA